AGAUGAAUCCUCCUCUUCACCCGGCUGCACUGACGGUCCGGGAAGAACAGAUAUAGUGAAUGCGGGGUCCGAGGUGAGCAGAUAUAGUGAAUGCAGGGUCCGAGGAGACCAGAUAUAGUGAAUGCAGGGUCCGGGGAGAUCGGAUAUAGUGAAUGCAGGGUCCGGGGAGACUGGAUAUAGUGAAUGCAGGGUCCGAGGAGACCAGAUAUAGUGAAUGCGGGGUCCGGGGAGAGCGGAUAUAGUGAAUGCAGGGGUCCGGGGAGAGCGGAUAUAGUGAAUGCAGGGUCCGGGGAGAGCAGAUAUAGUGAAUGCGGGGUCCGGGGAGAG
Messenger RNA from Staurois parvus, 327 nucleotides. The record is from the annotation of a GenBank genome assembly. NCBI's taxonomy places the organism in Eukaryota, Metazoa, Chordata, Amphibia, Anura, Ranidae.